Entelurus aequoreus (snake pipefish) is the source of this 2529-nucleotide messenger RNA. RefSeq names its product fibroblast growth factor receptor 1b (gene fgfr1b). Gene Ontology annotation, molecular function: ATP binding; fibroblast growth factor binding; fibroblast growth factor receptor activity. The record is from RefSeq and is a predicted model, not a curated record. The transcript is spliced from 17 exons. Gene Ontology annotation, cellular component: membrane; signaling receptor complex. Lineage: Eukaryota; Metazoa; Chordata; Actinopteri; Syngnathiformes; Syngnathidae. Bases 200 to 2188 code for a protein of 662 amino acids. Gene Ontology annotation, biological process: protein phosphorylation; positive regulation of cell differentiation; positive regulation of kinase activity.
CCCACUGGGGGGGGGGGCGUGUCCUGUGAGGAGGGCAAGGAGGUUGUCGAAGAAGGAGAAGAGCUGACCAACAAGGAGAAUACAAUGAAAGGAUUAAACGUGGAUGCUUGAUCUAUUUGGUCCUCAACGACACAUUUGAGAAAGUAGUACGUUGGCCACGCCCCCCUGCCAUCAGGGGCAAAGAGAAUCAUAACACAAGAUGGCAUCCGGCCGUCUGCUGCUGCUGGUGACCUUUUUGCUUCCUGUCGCCGGGAGACAACCCGCCGCCUCUGACUCAGACUCAGUCGCCACGGGGACGUCCUCCGAAGACGAGUCUUCCUCCGAGGAGAUGUCGACGAGCAGCGAACACCUGGCACAUCAAGCGAUGGCGCCGCGGUGGACGUCCCCGGAAAAGAUGGACCGAGAGCUGUACGUCCUUCCCGCCAGUGCCAGCGCGAAGCUCCGUUGCCCGGCGACGGGGAGUCCGCCGUUGCAGCUGCUCUGGUACAAGAACGGCAAAGACGUGCGUCAAGAUCAAAGACUCGGCGGCUACAAGAUCAGAAACCACGCGUGGACGCUGAAAUUGGACUCGCUGGUUCCGUCCGACCGAGGCAACUACACGUGCGUGGUGGAGAACGAGCACGGCAGCAUCCGACACAUGUACCGACUGGACAUCAUCGAGCGCCCCGCCUCCAGACCCCUCCUCCAGGCCGGCAUGCCGGCCAAUCAGACGGCGGUGGUCGGCAGCGACGUGGCGUUCACGUGCCGCGUCUUCAGCGAUGCGCAGCCUCACGUGCAGUGGGUCAAACAUGGCCGCCGGCCCGACGGAAGCCCGAGCAGACUCGUCGUCAAGACGGUGAACUUGAACACAACCGAAGAAAACAUGGAGGUUCUCACUCUAAAGAACAUAAGCACCGCCGACGCCGCCGAGUACACGUGUGUGGCGACUAACUCCAUUGGUGUCACGCAACACUCAGCCUGGCUCACGGUGCUCAAAGAUCCGCCUCCUGCCCCGCCCUCCUCCUCCAACUAUCUGCUGACCUUCCUCUACUGUCUGGGCUUCUUCAUCCUCAUCACCCUGGUCUUCACGGCUGUCAUCUGCAAGUUCUGCUCCGUCCCCAGGAAGAGGGCGGUCAGCAGCCAGCUGGCGGUCCACAAGCUGGCAAAGAGCGUCGCCCUGAAAAGACAGGUGUCCCUGCCGUCCUCGUCCCCCUGGCAGUCCAAGAGGCCUCAGUUCACCGGCCAGCAGGUUCCCUACGACCCUCGGUGGGAAAUUGUCCGCGACAGGCUGGUGCUGGGCAAGCCGCUGGGGGAGGGCUGCUUCGGACAGGUGGCCUUGGCGGAGGUCGUCGGCAUGGACGAGGAGCGGCCGGCGUGUGUCACCAAGGUGGCGGUGAAGAUGCUUAAAGCGGACGCUGGCGAGAAGGACCGACUCGACCUCGUCUCAGAGAUGGAAAUGAUGAAGACAAUCGGUCGUCACAAGAACAUCAUCAACCUGAUCGGCGCCUGCACGCGUGAUGGCCCGCUGUACGUGGUGGUGGAGUACGCCGCGCUGGGGAACCUCAGAGAGUAUCUACGUGCUCGUCGGCCUCCCGCCUCCGAGUACUCGGGCAAGGCGGCGCCGGGAGGCGUGGAGCUACGAGAGCUGGUGUCGGCGGCGUACCAGGUGGCCCGAGGAAUGUCCUACCUGGCGUCCAAGAAGUGCGUCCACCGAGAUCUGGCGGCCCGCAACGUGCUGGUCACCCACGACAACGUGAUGAAGAUCGCCGACUUUGGCCUGGCCAGAGACGUGCACCACGUGGACUACUACAAGAAGACCACCAACGGUCUGUUGCCCGUCAAGUGGACCGCACCCGAAGCGCUGUUUGACCGCGUCUACACGCACCAAAGUGACGUGUGGUCUUACGGGGUCCUGCUUUGGGAGAUUUUCACCCUGGGAGGUUCUCCUUAUCCCGGCGUUCCUGUUGAGAAACUCUUCAAGCUCCUGAAGGAAGGUCACCGCAUGGAAAAACCUUUGGCGUGCACGCACGAGAUCUACGUCAUGAUGCGAGACUGCUGGCACGCCGUCCCGUCCUGUCGGCCCACUUUCCAGAGGCUGGUGGAAGAUCUGGACGGAACGCUAGCUCUGGUAGCUAAUCAGGACUAUCUGGACUUGUCCCUCAGCCACAACCCUCUGCUUGGCUCCUCCCACUGGACCCGGGCGACGUAGACGCCAUCUUUGUUGUCUAUAAUGGCAAUGUUGUAAAUAAGUGUCAAUAUGAGGAAGAGACGUGUCAAUCAAAUGUUUUCUGUCUUGUUGGUGAGAGUUUGAUUGACAGGGAACAGAAAACACGCUUGAUGCUUCAAACUUUUAAUUUAUGCAAAUGAGGUCACAUAAAGGCUCUAAAAAGACGCUCCGUGUCCGGCACGAAGGCGUCCUCGAGAAAAUAAAUAUCUGGAUUCCUUCUUCUACUGGUGGCCGCUUGGCCCCGCCUCCUGGCCCUGCAGCGAGCGCUUCUUGGCAAAGAGGUGGGUGGGGUCGCGACCGUGGAAGCCGGGCUGGACGUUGAA